AUGAUUGCAUUUUUUUUAGAAAUAGCUAUGCUCAAGGCAGCUACCCAAUAUACUGAAAGCGAAAUUCGAGAAUGGCAUGACGGUUUCAUUCAUGAUUGCCCCACAGGUCGACUCGAUAGAAAACAGUUUGUUCAAGUUUAUCAGCAGUUUUAUCCAAAUGGAAAAGUAGAUAAUUAUUGCAAAUAUGCAUUCAAUCUAUUUGAUACUAAUAAUGAUGGUACAAUUGAUUUUCAAGAGUUUCUCUUAGCCAUGGCAGCUACAAGUCAAGGUUCUAUAGAUGCUCGUCUUGGCUUUGUUUUUGAUAUGUAUGAUAUUUCACAUAAUGGACUAUUAGAUCAAAAAGAUCUGACUGCAUUAAUCUCAGCUAUGUUUGAUCUUAUUGGUGAACGUGUUGAAAAAAUUGAUUGCGAUCCAAAAACACUUGCUGAAGGCAUUAUGGAACACCUUGAUGUGAAUGGUGACAAUAAAUUAGACAAGGCAGAAUUUAUUGCAGCUUGUAAAAAUAGUGAGAUUAUUCGUCGAUUACUUGCUCCUAAUAUUUAA
This is a messenger RNA of Rotaria sp. Silwood1, 543 nucleotides long. The record is from the annotation of a GenBank genome assembly. NCBI's taxonomy places the organism in Eukaryota, Metazoa, Rotifera, Eurotatoria, Philodinida, Philodinidae.